AUGGCGGCUAACUGCAGCCACCGCGCUCACCCGUUUCGGGGGACUAGCGGGCUACACAUGCUCUCUCGGGGGGCCACCCUAGGCGGGGUGAAGCCCCAGGCGGCCGCGCGCACGCGCUACCCGGCAGAGCCAGCCAAUGGCAUUGCCCGCUCGGGCUACGCGCGCCUCGGGCCCCGCCCCCUUGUGCUGAAGAAGCAUAAGAAGAAAAAGGACCGGAAGGCAGUAGCAGAGGAAGAUGUGGCUGAAAUACAGCACGCUGAAGAGUUUCUUAUAAAACCUGAAUCCAAAGUGGCUCAGUUGGACACAUCUCAGUGGCCCCUGUUGUUAAAGAAUUUUGAUAAGCUAAAUGUGAGGACAACACACUAUACUCCUCUUCCUUCUGGUUCAAAUCCACUGAAGCGGGAGAUUGCUGACUAUAUCAGGACAGGCUUCAUCAACCUUGACAAGCCCUCCAACCCCUCUUCCCAUGAGGUAGUAGCCUGGAUCCGGCGGAUACUUCGUGUUGAGAAGACGGGACACAGUGGCACCCUGGAUCCCAAGGUGACUGGCUGUCUGAUCGUGUGCAUAGAGCGAGCCACUCGCUUGGUGAAAUCCCAGCAGAGUGCAGGCAAAGAGUAUGUGGGGAUUGUCCGGCUGCACAGUGCUAUUGAAGGGGGGACCCAGCUUUCUAGGGCCCUAGAAACUCUGACAGGUGCCCUGUUCCAGCGACCACCGCUUAUUGCCGCAGUGAAGAGGCAGCUCCGGGUCCGGACCAUCUACGAGAGCAAACUGAUAGAGUAUGAUCCUGAGCGAAGAUUAGGCAUCUUUUGGGUGAGCUGUGAGGCUGGCACCUACAUUCGGACACUGUGUGUACACCUUGGUUUGUUGCUCGGAGUUGGAGGUCAGAUGCAGGAACUUCGGAGAGUCCGGUCUGGAGUUAUGAGUGAAAAGGACCAUAUGGUGACAAUGCAUGACGUCCUGGAUGCUCAGUGGCUGUAUGACAACCACAAGGAUGAGAGCUACCUGCGGCGAGUCAUCUACCCCCUGGAAAAGCUGCUGACCUCUCACAGGCGGCUGGUGAUGAAGGACAGCGCCGUGAAUGCGAUCUGCUAUGGAGCAAAGAUCCUGCUUCCAGGUGUGCUCCGAUAUGAGGACGGCAUUGAAGUCAACCAGGAGGUCGUGGUCAUCACCACCAAAGGGGAGGCGAUCUGCAUGGCUAUUGCAUUGAUGACGACAGCUGUGAUCUCCACCUGUGACCACGGGAUAGUGGCAAAGAUCAAGAGAGUGAUCAUGGAGCGAGACACAUAUCCCCGGAAGUGGGGUUUAGGCCCAAAGGCCAGUGAGAAGAGGCUGAUGAUCAAACAGGGCCUUCUGGACAAGCACGGCAAGCCCACAGACAGCACGCCCGCCACUUGGGUGCAGGAGUACGUGGACUACAGUGACUCUGUGCAGAAGCAGGUGGCUGCUGAAGCGGCAAAAGCCCCCAAGCGGAAGCGGGAGAGUGAGAGUGAGAGCGACAAGGAGACCUCUCCGCCUGCGCCACAGCCAACCCCAAAGGAGAAGAAGCGGAGUAAGAAGGAGAGAAAGGCCAAGGCCGCUCGGGAGAGUGCAGAUGAGCCGGCAGAUGGGGACAAUGACACCACCAAGAAGAAGAAGAAGAAGAAGAAGAAAGCAAAGGAAGCGGGUUCUGAGUAG
This is a messenger RNA of Orycteropus afer afer, 1674 nucleotides long. It is a transcript of the gene DKC1, whose product is annotated as dyskerin pseudouridine synthase 1. The transcript is spliced from 15 exons. Bases 1 to 1674 code for a protein of 557 amino acids. Gene Ontology annotation, molecular function: RNA binding; pseudouridine synthase activity. Gene Ontology annotation, biological process: snRNA pseudouridine synthesis; mRNA pseudouridine synthesis; box H/ACA sno(s)RNA 3'-end processing. The record is from RefSeq and is a predicted model, not a curated record. Lineage: Eukaryota; Metazoa; Chordata; Mammalia; Tubulidentata; Orycteropodidae. Gene Ontology annotation, cellular component: box H/ACA snoRNP complex.